UCGGUGAACUCAGUGACCUCCAGGGAUCGAGUUGGAACCCGAUCCUUUUGGAAAAGCCCAAAAUUUGAGUUCCCUUCUUCCUUUGUUUUUUCCUACUGCACUUGAGCCUGAGUUUGGAAGCCAAGAAAAGAAACUAGCCAAAAUAAGAGGACACGUGGCUGAAUAACUGCAGAACACGUGUAGUCUCUGGAAGGAGAAUAAGGAGCUUUCUUUUGCUUCGUGACGGUUCAAGAGAAUCGACCAAAGCGUACUAGUAUAAUAGGGGGUUGGGGUGUGCAGGGCAUGGCAUCAACAUUGUGGUGCAGAGCCUCCUCGUCGAUCGUCUCCUGUUCUUCUGCUUCUGCCCUGCUGCGGCGUCGUCUGCCCUUGGUUGGUGCUUUCUGUGUGCUGAGUUUGGGUAUCGCCAACCUCAGCCCAACACUCUCUUCCUCCUUCAAGACGGGGUGCGCAAAGUCUCUCCCUUUCGUCCCUUUUCUCCGAUCGCGUUUUGUUAGCCAAUCGUCAGCCAGAGCUCUUCACUCGACCGGAAUGGAAGGCAGUUCUAGCACCGUACCAAGUAUUGUGGUUUAUGUUACUGUCCCAAACAAAGAAGCAGGAAAGAAACUGGCACAGAGCUUAGUCAAAGAAGAGCUUGCAGCAUGUGUCAACAUAGUACCAGGAAUAGAGUCAGUUUACAAAUGGAAGGGUGAGAUCCAAACAGACAAUGAACAACUACUUGUAAUCAAGACCCGUGAAUCUCUUUUGGAAGCUCUGACAGAAUAUGUCAAAGCCAACCAUGAAUACGAUGUUCCCGAAGUCAUUGCAUUGCCCAUCAGGGGCGGCAGUAUUCCAUACCUGGAAUGGAUCAAAAGCAGUACGAGGGAGUAAUCAUUAUGCUCAGCAAAGGACAUGGCCCGGCUUUAAACUCUAUGGUGCAUUAGCGCCGUUGUGGAUUGCAUCUUUAGUUGUGUAUGCAGGAUUAACUACAAUAAGAAGUAUCUCUACAAAAGUGCACCUUUUAUUUUGUAUGCAGCAUGAAGAAUUCUCUCUGUGUUAUGGAUGAAAGAUUGGAGCCGGUACAAGUAGUAUUCUGUUUAA
Molecule: messenger RNA, 1077 nt
Organism: Macadamia integrifolia
Lineage: Eukaryota; Viridiplantae; Streptophyta; Magnoliopsida; Proteales; Proteaceae
Product: protein CutA, chloroplastic
Exons: 6
Coding region: 283-867 (194 amino acids)
Biological process (GO): response to metal ion
Molecular function (GO): copper ion binding
Source: RefSeq, a predicted model, not a curated record